CGGACGCGACAAGUUUAAAAGCGCGGGAGUUUCUACGCGCGAAAUGUUGUUGGAUUAGCACUGAAACGAGUAUAAUGAAAAGCAAAUAAGGCGGCGCGUGUCGAGUGUUUAUAAUACAAUUGAUUACAUCAAACCCCGUCGCCAGAGCAGCACUAAAAACUCUUUUGCAUGCCCAACAUCUGCUGCCUUCGGAUGCCGCAGCGCCUGCAAAUUGUGCCGCGACUUUAGCAACAACAGGUGUCAGACGAUGGAAAAUCUGCCAACGGUUCGAAAACAGAAAACACAGGAAACAGGCAACGAAGGACACAGAGAGGGGAAGGAAGGGAGCCGCGGCCAAGUCGAGAACGUAAUUAACAAGGAGUAGAAAAGAGCGGAAGGGGACAGGACAUGCAAAAUGAACGAAAAUGUUGCAUGUUCAUAGAGAAACAGUUGCUGCCACAACAGGAGGAGCCCCCAACCAAUUCCAUUUGCAUUAAGCGUCAACACGAGAGGAGCAGCUAUACCCCGCGUAAUGUACACGACUCCCGACCCUGCUCCACAUGGUAACCACCACUCAAGACUGCUGCUCUCGCUGCCACUGUUGCUGCUGCUCUGCCUCCUGCCGGCAAAUGGGGAAGUUUUCACGCUGGGCUACCUCACGGGAUCACAACGUCGGCCGGGCAACCUGGACUACCAUCGACCCGGUCUGACCAUCUCUGGCGCCAUCUCGCUGGCCGUGGAACAGGUGAACGCUGGCCGACUCGGAGCGCUGGGCCACUCGCUGGAGUUUGUCGUGGCCGAGACCUUUGGCGAUGAGGUGGCCAGCAUCCGGCAAACGGCGGCGCUCUGGACGCAGCAGGUGGCUGCCUACAUUGGGCCGCAGGAGACGUGCGUACACGAGGGGCGCAUGGCAGCCGCCUUUAACCUGCCCAUGAUAUCCUAUUACUGCACCCAUCGCGAUCCCUCGAACAAGGGAGACUUUCCGACGUUCGCGAGGACCCGGCCGCCGGACACGCAGAUCUCCAAGUCGGUGGUGGCCCUGCUGCUGGCCUUCAACUGGACGCAGGUGAGCUUCCUCUACCUGGACGAUGCCAGCGGACAGUACCAGCCCGUGGCAGAGACCAUCCUGAGCACUCUGAGUGCGGCCGGAGUCAGCGUUCGGGACGUGCGCACCUGGAACACCAUCUACCAUCACGGAUUCAUGGCCAAUCCCUUUGAGGCGCUGGUGGAGCAGACCCACGUCAAUACGCGCAUCUACCUCAUUUUGGGGCACUACUACGAGCACGUCGGGCUAAUGGUGUCGCUCCAGAGGCGGGGACUGCUCUCGGCGGGCGAUUACUUUGUGGUGGGCAUCGACAUCGAGCAGUACGAGCCGGCCAAGCCCGAGAAGUAUCUGCGUGGACUGCUGCUGGAGGAGGUGGAGCCGCAGGCCGUGCAGGCGUUCCAGUCCUAUCUGGGCAUCGUGCCCACAGCGCCCAUCUCCUUCGCUACGUUCGCCCAAGAGGUCAACAAAUACAUGGAGCGACCGCCAUUCAACUUCCCCAAUCCGUUGGGCCUGUUCGGGGGCACUAAGCAGAUAAGUGCCGAGGCUGCCUAUCUCUAUGAUGCCGUGCAUCUGUACGCCAAGGCCCUGCUGGAAGUGCUGGAGUCGGGCGGCCGGCCCAAGAACGGCAGCGCCAUUGUGUCGGCCAUCAAGGGCUCGCGAUAUCGCAGCGCCAUGGGCUACCACGUCUACAUAGAUGAGAACGGAGACGCAGCCGGGAACUACACUGUAUUAGCCAGGGGAACGGCGCGGAACGGGCGCAACCAGACGGUGCUCGGACUCCGGCCGGUGGGCACCUUCGGUCACAGGAACAGCAGCUUCAGCAGCAGCAGCGAGGCGUUGCCCGAUCUCAGUCUGUACAGCCCCAUCGACUGGGUGGGCGGUGCGCAUCCAGCAGCUGCCCCACGCUGCGGCUUUGCCGGCGAGAAGUGUGUCAGUUACACGGGCGAAAUCUCCGCGGCGAUUGCUGGAGGAGCAUUGCUGCUGUUGGGCGUGGUCUCGUUAGUGCUGUACCGCAACUGGCGCUACGAGCAGGAGCUGGACAGCCUGCUCUGGAAGAUAGACUUUCGCGAGGUGCAGAUGCACGAGAACGAGAGGGAGCAGCAGAGCCAGAAGCAGACGCGCUCAACCCAUCCGCUGAUCCGCACCAGCCAGGUCAGCCUCAGCUCCAAUCCCGAUGCAGACUUCCGCUACACGACCAUCUUCACGCCCAUCGGCCUCUACAAGGGCCAGCUGUACGCCAUCAAGAAGGUGCGCAAGAAGAGCGUCGAUAUCACGAGGGAAAUGAAGAAGGAACUCAAGCUGCUGCGCGACGCCCGACACGACAAUAUCUGCGCCUUCAUCGGCGCCUGCACGGAUCCGCCGAAUAUCUGCAUCAUCAGCGAGUACUGCACCCGAGGCAGCCUUAAGGACAUUCUGGAGAACGAAGACGUCAAGCUGGACAACAUGUUCAUUGCCUCUAUGGUGGCUGACAUUAUUCGCGGCGUCAUCUAUUUGCACGAGUCACCCAUCCGCUUCCAUGGCGCACUGUGCACUUCCAACUGUCUGGUUGACUCGCGAUGGGUGGUCAAGCUGACCGACUUUGGGCUGUUUGCCUUCAAGCAGGGCAUCGAGGACAGCUCCAUGGAUAUGCAGCACAUGUCGGCCAAGUGUCUCAAGCUGCUCUACCGCGCCCCGGAACUCCUCAGGCUGGGCCCCUCGUCACUAGUCAUGGGCACGCAGCGCGGAGACUCCUAUUCCUUUGGCAUUCUGCUCUACGAGAUGCAUGUGCGGCGUGGACCCUUCGGGGAGACAGGCCUGACACCCAUGCAAUGUCUGCAGAAGGUUCUCCAGCCGCAGGAUCAGCUGAAUCCCUACAGACCCUCACUUCAGCCCCUGGAAACGGCCUUUGAUUGCGUCAGCGAGUGCUUGCGGGAGUGCUGGUCGGAGCGGCCCGAGGAUAGACCGGACUUCAAGACAAUCCGCGCCAAGCUGCGACCCCUGCGCAAGGGUAUGCGGCCGAACAUCUUCGACAACAUGAUGGCCAUGAUGGAGAAGUACGCCAACAACCUGGAGGCGCUCGUGGACGAUCGCACGGACCAGCUGCAGGAGGAGAAGAAGAAGACUGACGCACUGCUGCACGAGAUGCUGCCGCGCUGCGUGGCCGACCAGCUGAAGAAGGGCCACAAGGUGGACCCCGAGCACUACGAGCAGGUCAGCAUAUACUUCAGCGACAUUGUCGGCUUCACGGCCAUGUCCGCCGAGUGCACGCCCCUGCAGGUGGUGGACUUCCUGAACGAUCUCUACACCUGCUUCGACUCGAUAAUUGGCCACUACGAUGUCUACAAAGUGGAGACCAUUGGCGACGCCUACAUGGUGGUGUCGGGACUACCGCUGCGCAACGGGGACCUGCAUGCGGCCGAGAUUGCCACUAUGUCGCUGCACCUCCUGAGUGCCGUCUCCGAGUUUAAGAUCCGUCAUCGGCCGACCAAUCGUCUGCUGCUGCGCAUUGGCAUCCACUCGGGUCCGGUCUGUGCCGGCGUCGUGGGCCUGAAGAUGCCGCGAUACUGCCUCUUCGGCGACACCGUUAACACCGCCUCGCGCAUGGAGUCCAGCGGCGUGCCGCUGAAGAUCCACUGCAGCGGACAGUGCCGACAGCUGCUCGAUCGCUUGGGCGGCUACCACUUCCAGGAGCGCGGCAUGAUCUCGAUGAAGGGCAAGGGUGAGCAACGCACAUACUGGCUGCUGGGCGAGGACGAGGAGGCGCGUACACGCCGCACCUACGAACGCUCCCAGCGAAGGGGUUCGCGGGCACUCAACAAAUUUAUCCAAGGCACUAUCAAGCAGGCCCAGGACCAGGCCAACGAGUACGGCAUACGGUCCUCCUUGAAGCAGAAGCAUCUGCCGCGAAACUCGCUGACUCGAUCCUCCAGCCUGGAGUCGCCCAAGAAGCUGCGAUUCGCUGCGGGCAGUCUCCUCGAACAUCAUCGCUAUCACAGUGACGAGGCCCUGCUCGAGGUGGACUCCUACACAGGGCUGCGCCGCUCCUCGGGCGGAUCCACACACUCGCGCUACGAGGAGACGACGCUAUCGCUGACGCUCUCCUGCCAGAGCAUCGAAGUGGUGAGCACCCAGCAGAAUCAGAAUCAGCGGCGUCCCUCCUCAUAUACCACUGCCAACACACCGCUGCUCCUGAACCAUGUGGAGGUUUGAACAAUCGAAGCGGCUGCACUGGCGGUUGCCCAGUCUUUCUAGUACUUAUAGUAUAACCCAAUUACAGGGAUAUUAGUGGAAUUUGUGUUCAGUAUGUUUAGC
This is a messenger RNA of Drosophila subobscura, 4315 nucleotides long. Its product is annotated as speract receptor. Gene Ontology annotation, biological process: cGMP biosynthetic process; protein phosphorylation; intracellular signal transduction. Lineage: Eukaryota; Metazoa; Arthropoda; Insecta; Diptera; Drosophilidae. The record is from RefSeq and is a predicted model, not a curated record. Gene Ontology annotation, molecular function: peptide receptor activity; ATP binding; protein kinase activity.